Molecule: messenger RNA, 1116 nt
Organism: Thelazia callipaeda (thelaziosis nematode)
Lineage: Eukaryota; Metazoa; Nematoda; Chromadorea; Rhabditida; Thelaziidae
Source: the annotation of a GenBank genome assembly
AUGGCAACCAACUUCUCACGUCUGCCACCUUUACCGUCGUUGAAAAAUUUCUUAUAUACGUAUCAGUUGAAAGCGAAAAAGAUCCUCUCGCAAAAUUACUUGAUGGAUAUGAAUUUAACACGAAAAAUAGUAAGACAAUCAAACGUGAAAGAGAACGAUUAUAUAGUAGAGAUUGGACCAGGUCCAGGAUCAAUCACUCGUGCUAUUCUGGAAACUGACUGCAAACGAUUGGAUGUGAUAGAAAUUGAUCAUCGUUUCAUUCCGCCACUUGAGGUUUUGCAAGAAGCAAGCGAAGGACGUAUGUUCAUUCAUCGAGCUGAUGCUUUGAAAAUGGAUAUUGGACAAAUAUGGUCACAAAAUAAGUUGCCAAAACUACAUAUCAUUGCUUCUCCACUGAUAAUAAAGUGCGUUUGUGACGACUUAAUUAUAUUAUUUUCUUUGUUUGUACCGAAUAAUGCUUUUUGGCAAUGCAGAUUUCUUCGAGAAAUGCUCUAUCGUCGAGGACCAUGGUCAUUUGGUCGUGUUCCACUCUUGUUAACUUUUCAGAUGGAAGUAGCAGAAAGACUUUGUGCAACAAUCGCUUCUCCAAGUCGAGCAAGGAUUUCUAUUAUGUCUACCUUUGUAACUGAACCCAAAUUGCUUUUCCGAAUACCAGGACGAUGUUUUGUUCCGCCGCCUAAGGUUGAUGUAGGUGUGGUACGAUUUGUUCCCAGACAGGAUCCACUGAUUAAAACAUCUUUUGAAGUGGUAGAAAAAGUUUGCAGACGUGUUUUUAAUUAUCGACAGAAAUAUGUAAUUAAAGGUAUACGGAGUUUAUACCCUAAAGAACUAGCUAAAUCUAUGGCUGAUGAUUUGCUGGCACGCUGUCGUAUUGAUCCUACAACUACUGCUAUAUGUCUGGGAGUGGAGGAGUUUGCUGAUAUCUGCUAUGUAUAUGAAGAGCACUGCCGAAGGCAUCCAGGUAUUUUUGCAUAUGAACAUUCUAAUCAGGGUCGUACUUUGGAACAACUCGCAUUGCUACCAAGCGCUAUACCACCACCAAAUCCUUUUAAUAAAGAAUUUCCUAUAGAAGGCGUAAAAUUAUCGGAUGCUAAUGCACUACUCCCUGAAUACUGA